CCCAGAGAGUUCCUAGGUGACCUCUCCGGAGUCUGUUGCCCACCCCGGAUCCGGAGGGUCUGAAGAGUGGAGGAGUUUGGAGUGGCCAGGGACAGUGCGUCUCGGCUGUGAAGUCGGUGGGGGACCACCAGUGGUGAUAGCCAGCACCCUUGCCGAGUGUUUUCCUUGCACUGGUCCUUCUGGAAAGCUGGGAAUUUUCCACCUGGAAAUUCCUCUAAAGAAUUUGCUGGAAGCAGAUACAUGUGAAUUUUCUACAUGAAGGCUCUCAAACUGGAUUACAUAAUAAUAUGCCUGUAUCCUCUGACUCUGUUUGAUCCUUAAAAAUGAUUAGGAUUGUGUAUGAAAUUUAACUCUUUUCUGAUGAGUGGCCUAGACAUGAGUUUACAUCAGCAAAUGGGCUCUGAUCGGGACCUCCAGUCUUCUGCUUCCUCUGUGAGCUUGCCAUCAGUUAAAAAGGCACCAAAGAAAAGAAGAAUUUCAUUGGGCUCACUUUUUCGGAGAAAAAAAGACACGAAACGCAAGUCUAGGGAUUUAAAUGGAGGUGUUGAUGGAAUUGCAAGUAUCGAAAGUAUUCAUUCAGAAAUGUGUACAGACAAGAACUCUGUUUUUUCCACAUGUACCUCUUCUGAUAAUGGAACAACCUCUAGCAGCAAACCAAGUGGAGACUUCAUGGAAUGCCCCUUGUGCCUUUUGCGGCACUCCAAGGACAGGUUCCCGGAGAUAAUGACUUGUCACCAUAGAUCUUGUGUGGAUUGCUUGCGUCAGUAUCUCCGGAUAGAAAUCUCUGAGAGCAGAGUUAAUAUUAGCUGUCCAGAAUGCUCAGAACGAUUUAAUCCUCAUGAUAUCCGUUUGAUAUUAAAUGAUGACAUCUUGAUGGAAAAAUAUGAAGAGUUUAUGCUGAGGCGGUGGCUGGUUGCGGAUCCUGACUGUAGGUGGUGCCCAGCUCCAGACUGUGGAUAUGCUGUGAUCGCUUUUGGAUGUGCCAGCUGUCCCAAGCUUACGUGUGGACGAGAAGGCUGUGGAACUGAGUUUUGCUACCACUGUAAGCAAAUUUGGCAUCCCAACCAGACCUGCGAUGCUGCUCGCCAGGAGAGAGCUCAGAGUCUGCGCCUGAGAACAAUUCGUUCUUCAUCUAUUAGUUACAGCCAGGAAUCUGGAGCAGCAGCUGAUGACAUAAAGCCAUGCCCACGCUGUGCUGCUUAUAUAAUAAAAAUGAAUGAUGGAAGCUGCAAUCAUAUGACUUGUGCUGUCUGUGGCUGUGAAUUCUGUUGGCUAUGUAUGAAAGAGAUCUCAGAUUUACAUUAUUUAAGUCCAUCAGGUUGCACAUUUUGGGGGAAGAAACCAUGGAGCCGUAAGAAGAAAAUACUGUGGCAGCUAGGGACACUUGUUGGAGCUCCUGUAGGAAUUGCCUUAAUAGCUGGCAUUGCUAUUCCUGCUAUGAUUAUUGGAAUUCCUGUGUAUGUGGGACGUAAGAUUCACAAUCGAUACGAAGGCAAAGACAUCUCAAAGCACAAGCGAAACUUGGCUAUAGCAGGUGGUGUAACCUUAUCUGUAAUUGUGUCUCCAGUUGUAGCUGCAGUAACUGUAGGUAUUGGUGUUCCUAUUAUGCUGGCUUAUGUGUACGGAGUUGUUCCAAUUUCCCUCUGCCGAAGUGGAGGCUGUGGUGUGUCAGCUGGCAAUGGAAAAGGUGUCAGAAUAGAAUUUGAUGAUGAAAAUGAUAUAAAUGUUGGUGGAACAAAUGCAGCUGUAGAUACCACUUCCGUGGCAGAGGCACGACACAACCCCAGCAUAGGAGAAGGAAGUGUUGGAGGACUGACUGGCAGCCUAAGUGCAAGUGGGAGCCACAUGGAUAGGAUUGGAGCCAUCCGAGACAACCUCAGCGAAACCGCGAGUACCAUGGCCCUGGCUGGGGCCAGCAUCACAGGGAGCCUCUCGGGGAGCGCAAUGGUUAACUGCUUUAACAGUCUGCAAGAUGACGCUAGUUUUCAACUACUGUGCUUUAACUGUUGUGGCAGUAUAUGCAACUCUCUCUCUUUCUCUCAAAGACUGGAAGUACAAGCAGAUGUGCAGAAAGAACGAUACAGUUUGAGUGGAGAAUCUGGCACAGUUAGCUUGGGAACAGUUAGUGACAAUGCCAGUACCAAAGCAAUGGCAGGAUCCAUUCUGAACUCCUACAUCCCUUUGGACAGGGAGGGCAACAGCCUGGAAGUGCAGGUGGAUAUCGAGUCCAAGCCAGCCAAGUUCCGACACCACAGCGGGAGCAGCAGCGUGGAGGACGGGAGCGCUGCCGGGCGCGGCACCGCCGGCUGCUCCUCCGCCGGCCCGCAGGAGGGCAAGUCCGGCGCCGCCAAGUGGUCCAAGGACAACACGGCGGGGAAAAAGUGCAAAGGUAAACUGAGAAAGAAGAGCAGCAUGAAGAUUAAUGAGACAAGAGAGGACAUGGAUGCUCAGCUGUUGGAACAGCAAAGCACAAACUCCAGUGAAUUUGACUCUCCCUCUCUCAGUGAUAGUAUUCCAUCUGUAGCAGAUUCGCACUCCAGUCAUUUCUCUGAGUUUAGUUGCUCAGAUAUGGAAAGUAUGAAAACUUCCUGUAGCCAUGGUUCCAGCGACUAUCAUACUCGCUUUACCACAGUCAGUGUUCUCCCUGAGGUGGAAAACGAUCGCUUGGAAAACUCUCCACAGCCAAGUGGAAUCCCUGUGCCUGUUCCAACAGCACCAAGCACUGAUGUUCCACAGCUGAGUUACAUUGCUGAGGAAAGCAUUAAUAAUGGAUCUUCGACAGAUGUAGAUUUAGGUGUUGGUGAAGCACUGAAAGAAACAAACAACAAUCAUUCACAACAUGCUGUGGAAUUAAGCACUGCUAUUCAGACUGAAAUUUAAGUCUGUAAGUGCUGCAAAAAUCUUUGCCACUAGAGAACCCUGUCUGAAAGCUGAUUGAAUUACAAGCGGCUUCCGUAAGUUUCAGGUGACCAGCAGAAGCAAGGUUUUGAUACAACUGCAUUUUCUAUAUACUUGUCUGAUAAGGCAAAAUACUUCAUAUGGAUCUUCAACCUGUGUGAAGAGGCGUGCAGGCUUUAACCAAGUGCAUUACAGCAGUACAAAUACGUCCAUGUUUUGUAUUUUUGCCACAACUUUGCUUGAAAGUAUAUACUUGGUGUAUUUAGAGAAAAAAUGGUAAAUUCUUAAUAUGUUAAAUGCUGAAAUGAAUAAUAUGUCCUGCACUGUUCACUUGGAAAAUAUGGGGUUUCGGUAAAAUGGUGUUAGCUGAGCAUUAGUGACUUAAAACCACUCUUGUGUGAACUCUUAAAUUUAAGGGAAGUAGAAGACCUGCAAAGACCUCUACAAACAUACUUCAAUAGUGAAUAUUUGGAAUGAUAAUUUCGUUUCAUAACUGGACACACCAUAUUUAGAGUGCAUGUAGAAUGAACUGCAUAUCUGCAGAUGGAUGUAGCCUGUGUCAGAAGUGUUUGUAUGUGUGUACACUUUGAGCAGGGUUUUGGCAUUUUACAUAAUUUCAAAACAAAAAAAAUUGGUACUUCAUAUAUAUGGUGGAAUGGAGACGUUACCUGGGAAGAUCAGUGGGGUUACCUAUUCAUUCAUGCAGCCAAUCAUGCGGCAGGUAAGGCUACUAUAUAGUGUAUAAAAACUGUAAAAUAACAAUCGAGUGAUUUAUAAACACUGUAGAAAAGCAGAUGCAGUCACCUUUCAUUAGGGGGAAAAUCGGUGCCCCAUCAAUUCUUGGUGCCUUUGGAAAAGACUGGGUUUGAAGUGCCUGGUCGUUUGAGGAUUUUACUGUAAUGUUUUCCAGAAUGUCCUCUUUGGCCACCUUGGAUCACAAAAGAAAAUUCUAGUGAAUAAAACGACUGUGGUAGAUAUAAUAGAGUUAUUGGCCUACCAAAGACUCACUCAGGCUUUAGUGGACUUGACAUCUCUUUGCAAGACAUGCCUGUCUUCAGUCCCAGAAUCUAAGUGCAGUGCAAUGACUGCCCAAGUGCAAAGAUGGGUUCCAAAUAUGCUGGCUUUUUUUUUCUUUCGCAUAUGAAAGAUAUACAGCUGAACACAAGCUGAAGUUGGCCAAAGCGCCUGUACUGUUAACAUUUUUUUGCUAAGUAAUUCACUAAAACGGAAAAAACGAUUGUGAAUCUCAUAAUGGUUAACAAUGUUCUGUCUUGUGUUUCAUGUAUUGCCAUUAUGGUGCUACUGGAAGUUUGGUUGGAUAAAAAAGAAAAUGCCAUGAGCUGCAGUCCUCUUCCAUGACUUAUCCUCACCAGUUUCAGUAAUAGGCUUAUAACACUAGUGCCAGUUAUGUUAUUUGGUAAUGCUUGUUACAGUAUUUGUAUAUUUGCAAUUCAGUUUUGCUCAAUAAUAUGCGUGUAAACUGCAUAUCUGAAAUAAAUGUCUAAAUACUGA
This is a messenger RNA of Neopelma chrysocephalum (saffron-crested tyrant-manakin), 4410 nucleotides long. It is a transcript of the gene RNF19A, whose product is annotated as ring finger protein 19A, RBR E3 ubiquitin protein ligase. Gene Ontology annotation, molecular function: zinc ion binding; ubiquitin protein ligase activity; ubiquitin conjugating enzyme binding. Gene Ontology annotation, cellular component: ubiquitin ligase complex; cytoplasm. The record is from RefSeq and is a predicted model, not a curated record. Bases 340 to 2880 code for a protein of 846 amino acids. NCBI's taxonomy places the organism in Eukaryota, Metazoa, Chordata, Aves, Passeriformes, Pipridae. Gene Ontology annotation, biological process: protein polyubiquitination; positive regulation of proteasomal ubiquitin-dependent protein catabolic process; ubiquitin-dependent protein catabolic process. The transcript is spliced from 10 exons.